AUGUCGCUGAAGCGGAACUGCCGGGAGCGGCUCUUCAGCGUGAUCGAGAAGAUCACGCAAGUGAGCAAGUAUGUGAUCAUGGUGGUGGACCCGAGUGCACAGCAAGUGCUCUCCAUGAUUUGUAAGAGUGAGGAGCUGCUGGAAAGGGGUGUGUCCCUGGUGGAACAGAUUGACGCGAAGCGAAACAGACUGCAGGAUUUCGACUGCAUGUACUUCCUCAGUUCCACAGUUGAUGUGGUGGAGAGCGUGUUGGAAGACUUCAAAGAUGAACAAAACGCAAUGUAUAAAAAUGUACAUAUUUUAUUUACCUCAAAUGUGGGAAAAAAAAACAGAGAAAUUUUAGACCUCCUGGCGACAAGCGAUCUUCUCCUGAAAAGGAUGAAAACUUGUGCGUGCUUCAACAUCCCCUUCUUUGCAUUCGAAAGUCGAGUUUUUUACUUCAACCAUGAGUUGAAUUUGUAUGAUUUUUAUCCUGUGAAGGAUUCCAGCAUUUUAGCAGACCUUGCGUUGGAAUUACUUUCCGUUUGCGCCUGCUUGAAGAGUAAUCCUCUUGUGCGUUAUUUGAACUCCCCUCUGUGUAGGAAGUUUGCAGAAAUUUUUUACAACAGUGUCAGUGAUUCCAACAUUUUACAAAAAUCGGAUGGGAAGGAUGAAGAAGACGUGUUGUUGAUUUUGGACCGAUCGGUUGACUCCUCCAUUUUGUUUGCCCACGAUUAUUCAUAUCAAAGUCUCUGCUACGAUGUAUUACGGAUUAGGACACACCAGGGGAAGCAAGCCAAACCGGCGGUACAGCACAGUGUGGGGAGUACUAACCAGGGGGAUGACGCACCACACACAGUUCGUUUCGAAAUUACGAACAACGAUCAACGGAAGGAGGUAAAGAAAGCCACCCUCUCGGAGGAAGACAAUCUUUGGGUCAAGUAUAGACAUACGCACAUCCAAGACGUGAAUGAAAUGGUCAAAAAUGACAUUGCCUCCUUUACAGAAAAAAAUGCAGUUGCGAAAAUUAAGAAGAAAAAUGUAUUAAAUCCGAAUGAAGCUUUAGACGCUUUGCGAUCCCUUCCGCAGUACGAAACGAUGAUUGAGCAGUACUGGCUGCAUGUAUACUUAUGUGAUAACUGCUUCCAAAUUUUACAAAAAAAAAAUGUCGUAGAGGUUGGAAUGGUGGAACAGGACCUUUGCUGCAACGUGGAUAAUUACGGGAAGGAAUUGACCCACACGAAGAAUUCAAAAAAUGUAGUAUCCAUCCUGAGCAGUGAUGACUACCAGCAGGAGGAGAAGGCCAGACUGCUUCUCCUCUACUUUAUUAACUAUGAAAACGUAAGCGAGUUAGACAAAGCAAGACUGAUCGAAGAAUCCCAAGUUGGUCUCCUCAUGGAAAACUUUAUUCACCACUUCCUAAGUUUGAAAAUACACUGUGAUCAAUAUGGUCACCUGGAGAAGUACGCACCAGAGGAAAGUUCCUCCACGGGGAGUAAAGUUUCCCACAUUCUGGAAAGGAAUAGAAAAAAAAUUAAGCAUUACAAAGAUGUUGCAAAAAAUGCAAAGUAUGAACUCAGUCGAUAUGAACCAAAUGUUAGAGACAUCAUUGUGGAGUUACAUGAGGAUACAUUGCACAGGGGACAGUUCCCAUUCGUGGACGGUAACCGGGGGUCCUCCCAACAGGUGAAAGAUCAGAACACCUCUGAAGGGAAGAAGACAAAUGUCACCAGGGGAACUGUCUGGGGGUUCAAGUCAAUCGAAAGGAAAGAUACCCAAACGGGGAGUAGAAAAAAAAUUAUCAUUUUCAUCCUUGGGGGGAUUACCUUCCCCGAAAUUAGGCAGGCAUACGAACUGUCCGAGCAGCUCGACGUGGACGUUUAUUUGGGCGGCACGUCCCUGCUCACAAGUGAGGUGCUCUUCCAGCAGUUUAGGAGGUUCCCGGGUGGGUAG
Molecule: messenger RNA, 1932 nt
Organism: Plasmodium coatneyi
Lineage: Eukaryota; Apicomplexa; Aconoidasida; Haemosporida; Plasmodiidae
Product: Syntaxin binding protein
Exons: 1
Coding region: 1-1932 (643 amino acids)
Biological process (GO): vesicle-mediated transport; intracellular protein transport
Source: RefSeq, a predicted model, not a curated record